AUGUGCAGGUACUCCAGCUCACGGCCUCUUCUGGCUAGAUUCUCGGUGUACUUGGGCGCACAUGACAUAUCUGCAGUCUCCGAGCCUCAGCGUUUACAGAUGACACUCAGUCGUGUGGUUUUUCAUCCAGGGCAUUUGACUAUUCUCAGAGACAUUGCCCUUCUUGAACUGAAGGAAAGCAUCAGUUACUCAUCUGUGAUCAGGCCAAUUUGUUUGCCAAAUGCUGAACAAUUUGAAGCUCUAGAAGAGGCAGGCACCCUGUCAGAGGUGCUGGGCUGGGGAGAGGUGGGAAGCGGCCAAGUGUCGGCGCUGCCACUGCUGGCACCAGUGCAAGUGGUGGGCCGUUCCAUCUGCCAGCGUGCCUGGGCUGCACUUGGGGUCACACUCCCACCCUACACCCUGUGCUCUGGCUCGCAAACUGCUGGCACUUGCAAUGGAGACAGUGGAGGAGCCCUGAUGGCUCAGGAUGUUGACGGACUUUAUUAUGCCACAGGCAUAAUCAGUUUUGGAGCUCCAAAAUGUGGCACUCCUGGUAUCCCAGACGUCCACACUCGCAUUGUCUCCUACCUAAAUUGGAUUUCUUUGGUCACCAGUGGUGGUGGUGCCUGGAAUUACUCAUAA
Messenger RNA from Schistocerca americana (American grasshopper), 621 nucleotides. Its product is annotated as CLIP domain-containing serine protease 14D-like. Bases 1 to 621 code for a protein of 206 amino acids. Gene Ontology annotation, biological process: proteolysis. The record is from RefSeq and is a predicted model, not a curated record. The transcript has 4 exons. NCBI's taxonomy places the organism in Eukaryota, Metazoa, Arthropoda, Insecta, Orthoptera, Acrididae. Gene Ontology annotation, molecular function: serine-type endopeptidase activity.